AUGGAAAAAUUUGAGGUUAUUGUUAUUCUCUUCUUGUUUAUAUGUGCUGAAGCUCAAGAUUCAUCCAAUCAGCAUGAUGUGAAUCCACUUCAUCCAAGCAUGGCAGUAGUUCUUGUUCUGCUAAUUAUGUUCUGCUUAACGUUUCUCAUAGUGGCUUAUGCGAAGUUCUGUUACAGACCAGUGUCUUAUUAUCAGUCAAACGAUGAACAAGAGCCUCGUGUUCUUCUUGCAUCAAGAUCUCGAUUUUCUGGUAUUGAUCGAUCAGUAAUUGAGUCUCUUCCAUUUUUCAGGUUUUCGUCCCUCAAGGGCUCGAAAGAAGGCCUUGAAUGUGCAGUAUGCUUAUCAAGAUUUGAGGAGACAGAAGUUCUUCGAUUGUUGCCAAAGUGCAAGCAUGCAUUCCACAUGAACUGCAUCGAUAUGUGGUUUGAAAAUCACUCAAGCUGCCCCAUUUGCAGGUACAAGUUUGAUGUGGUAGACUUGAGUAGUUUGACGUAUACAAACAGCUUUAGGUACCCUCGGCACUCGUGCAAUCUAGCAGAAGAACCAAAUCUCGAGCUUUUCGUUCAAAGAGAGCAAGAUCGAAAUAGGUUAUCCAGAUUCAACGUGGUAAACACGUUCCAAAACAUUGCCAGGGGGGAGGAAGACGAGGUUUUGAUGCAAAAAGGUAGCAAGGAUAAUGGGGACGAGGAGACCUUACACAAAUUCAAGCACAAGAUCAUUGUUUCUGAUGUAAUUUGUAAAAGCAGGUGGAGUGAUGUCAACACUUCAGACCUCAUGUUUCUGAAUUCUGAGAUGCUCAAUUUUAUGUCGAGCAAACGAUUUGAGCCAGUCGUGUCAAACAGUGGAAGAUUCAGCAAUGAACUUUCAGCCAAGAUACGAGUUUCGAAGAUAAAGGAGGAUAUGGAAAGAAAAAGAUUGUACCAUUCUAAGGUAAUUGCAACUGCCACGUCAAGCUCUCCUUGUACUGACAACAUAGAUAUAGUCGAAAAGAAGGCAACAAGAUCAUUGGAUAGAAGCGAGAAGAGAUCAAUGUCUGAGAUUACAAAUAUUUCAAGAUUUACAGAAUUCGGUGCAAGCAGCAGGAUCAAUCGAUUAUCAUCUCCAUUAAAUAUUGUAAAGGAUGAAAAGACUUUUAGGCUAUGGUUUCCCAUUGCAAAGAGAACAAUUCAAUGGUUUGCUGGUAGAGAAAUCAGUUCAGAGAUUUCAAAACAUGAAUCAAAUGUAUGA
This is a messenger RNA of Fraxinus pennsylvanica, 1227 nucleotides long. The record is from the annotation of a GenBank genome assembly. NCBI's taxonomy places the organism in Eukaryota, Viridiplantae, Streptophyta, Magnoliopsida, Lamiales, Oleaceae.